AUGGCGUUCAGCGCGCAGCGAAAAGGCUUGGACCCUCCAACGCAGCGGUGGGCUACUGGGGCAACAGAACUCACCUUCAGUCUGCGUGGCGGAGCUUUCUCAGCCUCCACAAGAGCGCUAAAAGACUGGGUUGCCAGACGUAAAACAAAUUACCGAAUAAUCUCGCGGCCAGUGGUGCUCUUCAGCCAGCAUGGUCGAAUAUCAUCCGGCGAGUUAACAAGGAUGUGGCAUGAACAAGAAAGUGGUGAAACACAUCAACGAUGGGCUUAUGGGGAAAUGAUCUCGGCACGGGAGCCAACAAUUGGGCGAAGGGUUGUUCAGCUCUGGGAACUACAUGCCCUAUUAAUGCUCGGAUACGAUUAUACAUACCAUGUGCGACCCUAUCAAAUCUGUUAUAUCCCUAUCUUCUCAGCUGGGCCGGAGGUUAUCACCUCUGGCUGGGAUAUCCUCUUCGAAAAACCCUCGAACGUUCAAGCCUGGGUCAGGCUCGCUCGCAAAAAGUGGCACAACCCACACGGUGGCGGAGACUGUACCAUCACAACAGCUGAGUUUGACGCACUGCUCGGCCAUAGCGUGGCUGUCACAGACGCUCCAGCAUCAUGUUUCGCCGCAGAAAUAAUUGCUGCCUAUCCCGACGCCAAAGUCAUUCUUAACGUUCGAAGCGACCUGGAUAAAUGGCAUGCAAGCGCAGUCAAGAAUCUCUGUCACGCGGUAGACAACAACUGGCUUUUAUGGAUGUUUUCUUGGUUCAGCGGAGAGUUGUGGUGGGGUAUGCAUGUGUAUCAGCGUUUUCUUUUGAUGCGACUCUUCAGGUGCUCUGACUCUUCAUUGCAUUCGGGAUUGGGCAACUGCGGGAAGUGGAUAAAUCGAGAGCAUUCUGCGAUGAUCCGAGGCCUUGUUCCACCGGAACGGUUGCUGGAGUGGAAAGUUGAAGACGGUUGGGAGCCAUUAUGCAAAUUCUUAGGAAAGGAGGUUCCGCACGGCCAACCGUUUCCCAGAAGAAAUGACUCGUCAGAGUUUCAGAAGAAAGUUGAAAAUGGGCUCCAAAAACAUAAAGUGACGGUUUUAAAAAAUUUGCUUCUUACCUUUACUUGUUUGGUGGCCGUUCUAGCGUUUGUGUGGCAACUGGAUGCAUCAUUUCCUUAUCGAUUCGCUGUAAGCGGACCUCAAGAUUAUAUGCUGUAUCCUGGAUCAUUUCAUUGUACCCUGGAAGCACUCGGUGGGAAGCUUUAG
Molecule: messenger RNA, 1233 nt
Organism: Histoplasma mississippiense
Lineage: Eukaryota; Fungi; Ascomycota; Eurotiomycetes; Onygenales; Ajellomycetaceae
Exons: 7
Coding region: 1-1233 (410 amino acids)
Source: RefSeq, a predicted model, not a curated record